UAUCAAAGUACUCUUGACUAGCCAAUUCGCUAUUCGUCAACGUAAAAACGACACCGUUGUUCACUUCAGUCCUCCUUUCACCUUCCUCCCACUUCUCUUCCAUUACUAAAACCCUAACACAAGUCUCUGCAAUUGCUGGAAAUGGCAUCUCUAGUUUCAAAAACCUCAGUAACAAGGGGACUCAUUUCUCGGAUCCGUGCCCCAUCAAUAGCUCCCUCUCUAUGCACCGCUACUGAAACCCGAACCCAGAAGCUGGAGCGGAUCGCCGACCAACUUCUUGACCUGAAUAAGCUCGAAAAACAUGACUACGCCAUUCUCUUCCGGCACAAAAUGGGUCUUAAUCGAUAUGGUCCUGCUGUUUCGGGCUUAGGCUCUUCUGGGCCUUCCUCUGGGCCAGCGGCUGCUGAAGCGAAGCCUGAAGAAAAAACCAUCUUUGAUGUAAAGCUCGAAAAGUUUGAUGCAGCGGCUAAGAUUAAGGUGAUUAAGGAAAUUAGGGCUUUUACUGAUUUGGGCUUAAAGGAAGCUAAGGAGUUAGUGGAAAAAGCGCCAGCUGUGGUGAAAAAAGGAGUAACCAAAGAUGAAGCUAAUGCGAUUAUUGAAAAGCUCAAGGCAAUUGGUGCUACAGCGGUAUUAGAAUGAAAAUUUUCAAUUUUGCCUUCAUUUGCUAUAUUUUACAUUGUUAUUUUAAUGGGAAUGGAAAUGGAAAUUGUGAUCCAUUUUUUGAUGAAUUUUGGUUGCAUAAUUGCUAGGGAUUUUACUAACAGUAAUUUGCUGAUACUCGUUUUUAUGUGUCCCUUUUGCUGUUUAUAGUUCCUGGCUUACUACUUCAAUAAACUCGUGUUAGCUCA
Nicotiana attenuata is the source of this 848-nucleotide messenger RNA. Its product is annotated as 50S ribosomal protein L7/L12-like. Lineage: Eukaryota; Viridiplantae; Streptophyta; Magnoliopsida; Solanales; Solanaceae. Gene Ontology annotation, biological process: translation. The record is from RefSeq and is a predicted model, not a curated record. Gene Ontology annotation, molecular function: structural constituent of ribosome. Bases 142 to 639 code for a protein of 165 amino acids. Gene Ontology annotation, cellular component: ribosome. The transcript has a single exon.